This is a messenger RNA of Paramecium sonneborni, 1937 nucleotides long. The record is from the annotation of a GenBank genome assembly. NCBI's taxonomy places the organism in Eukaryota, Ciliophora, Oligohymenophorea, Peniculida, Parameciidae.
AUGUCUUCUUUAGAUGAAGAAUUAUAAGAAUUACAUUCUAGAUAUGACAAUCUCUAAAAACUCAAUUCAAAUAUUUUAAUUGAAAAUUAAAAAUUACAAUCAGAAAUCCAAACUUUGAAAUAGGUAAUAUUAUUCAAUCUACUUCUAGAAUGUAACUUAAUUCUAAACUGAAAAUAAUUAAUUAUAUGAUCAAAUUGAAAAUCUCAAAAAUGAUUUAAGAACAUAAUUUGCACUUAGUCAAAGUUUAAGAUAACAAAAUGAAUACUUUGAAAAUUAAAUAUAUGAGUGUAAAAAAUAAAUUGAAUCUGCUGGUUCCUAUUAUAACUAAAUUAUUGAAGAAAAUGACAUACAGAUAUCACAAAUCUAGCACAAAAUUUAAUAAAAUGAAUAUUUAACAUAAGAGAAUCAUUUAUAUAAAGAAUAAAUUAUAUCUCUUUAAGAAGACAAUGAAUAAUUAACUUAAGAAGUAACUAAUUUAUAAGAAUCGCUCAAUAAUCAUGAUCCUUAUCAUUAAGAUCCAAAAUUACUUUAAAAUUCUGAUUAAAAUAAACAUAUUAAAAAAUAAAACAGAAAAAAAUUUAAAGAAUUAGAAAGAUUAAUAGUUAAGAAAGAAUAAGAAAUAAGUUAAUUGUAUUCUAAAAUUGAAGAUUUAAAACAUUAUAUUUAGUAAAUGAAAUAUCAAUCUGAAAAAUAUGAACAAAACCUCUCACAUUUAUAUAGUGAUUAUUAAUAAAUUGAAAUUGAAAGAAAUAAAUUAGCACAAAAAAUUGAUUCCAUUUAAAAUUCAAAUGAAAGAUUUACUACUUUGUAAUAAUAACUUUCAAAUUCUGAAAAAAAUAAGAAUAAAGAGUAUUCAUAAUUGAAAAUUUAAUAUGAUUAAGUAUAAAUGCAGAAUUUACAAUAUCAUCAAUAAAUUUAAACUAUAAAUGAUGAUUUUGCUAUUCUAACUAACAAAUAUUCUGAUUUAUAAGAAUUAAACAAUUAAUAUUUAGAAGAAUAGUAAAUUCUUAAAAAUUAAAUUUUAGAAAAAGAUUCUAUUCUCGAAAAAACAUAACAAUAAUAAUAUAAUAAAGAUCUAUAAAUACAAUAAUAAACAAAAGAACUUAAUUAAUAAUUGAAAGAAUUAUAAUAGAGUAAAUUUGAUUAAUAAACAUAAAUUAUUUAAUUAUAGAAAGAGAAUUAAAUAUACUCAAACUAAUUAAAUCAAUUAAAAGAUCAAUAAUUUAAAGAUUUAAAAGAAAAUCAAAUUUAAGUUGAAACUUUAAAAAAAGAAAGAUAAACUCUUAUUGAUCUUAUAAAGGAAAAAGAUGAAAAAUAAGUAGAAUUAGAAAUGAAAGUGAAGAAUUCUGAAAAUUUAAUUAAAUAGAUUAAAGAAGAAAGGAUUUUUUUAGAAUAAGCAGAAUAGUAUAAUAAUUAAAAUAAAUUAGAUCUUUUGAAGAAGUUUCUUAAUAAUGUAUGUAAUUGCAAGAUUAAAAUAGAGAUCUUUUAAGAUAAGUAGCUAAUCUUGAAAAUGAUUUACAAAAGUAUGAAGAAGAAAUUAGAUAAUAAAAAAGAAAUAAUAAAAAGUAUUAAUUUGGAUUAAAUAAAGUUCUUAGAAUUUUGAUAAGAAUACAUAAUAGAUAAUACUAAAAGAUAGAGAAAUAUUACAUUUGUAAUAAGUAGUAGAAAGAUUAGAAGGAAUGAAUAGAUAACUAUAAUAAGAAUGUGAUAGAUUAGCAGCUAAAAUAUAAAUAACUUCACAUGAGAAUACAUUAUUAAGUAGAACAAAUAGAGAAAUCAAUUAAAUGGGUAAAUUAUUGAUUGAAGGAUAAUAAAUAAAGGAGAUGUUAGAAAAGAAAAAAUAUGAAAAACCGUUGACAUUUACAAAUAAUAAAGCUCCUUAAGUUAUUUAAUAACUAUAAUAACAUAGUAGAAGGCCUUCUGUUAAAAAGUCUUGA